This is a messenger RNA of Physella acuta, 3507 nucleotides long. RefSeq names its product macrophage-expressed gene 1 protein-like. NCBI's taxonomy places the organism in Eukaryota, Metazoa, Mollusca, Gastropoda, Physidae. The record is from RefSeq and is a predicted model, not a curated record.
UAGUCUACAACUCACGUCGUUUUACGGUCUGUUUGUGUCGAAAGGGGGAACAGCCAUCAUAAUCCACACACUGACUUAGGUUUGUUAUUCAAUGCAGUGCUACUGGUGAACUGGUGUGUUGACGUUUGAAGGCCCGCGAGAAAUCUUUAACCACAUUUCGAGUUGUAGUGCUGGUGGCGUAUGAUUUAAGCUUCAAAUAAAAUAUGAAGCUAACGCCCUUGCUGUUGGUCAGCCUCCUCGGCCUGACCACAGCCACCACCGAGGAACAGCUCAACAACUUGGGUGCCUUCCAGUCCGACUGGCCGGUGGGUGACUCCAGGAGAUGUCUGGAACAAUCAAGGCUCAGCAAAAUGCCCGUUAAACGUUUUGAGGUGCUGCCCGGCCUGGGGUGGGACAACCUGAGGAACUUGGAGCAGGGGAUGGUGGUCAGCUACAACUUUACUCAAUGCAGGGUCACGGACGACGGGAAUUUUCUCAUCCCUGAUAACAUCUUCACCGUGCCAAUUAAGUCGAGCAGCGUGGAGAGGUUCGCUGAGAUGAUUGACCAGUGGCACAACGUGUCGUCCUUGACCUCAAACUCGGUCAACAUGGAGGCCGGCCUCAGCUUGACCAAGGGCUCCGUCAGCGGAAAGUUUUCCUACGAGCACUCGGAGCUCAAGUCGAAGCAGAUCGAGGAUAAAGCCGUCACUGUACGGGUCCAGAUGAGAUAUCUAAGAUACGAGGCAAAGCUUCAGCCCGACCCAGUACUCAGCCCACAGUUCAGAAGUCGUCUGCUGAGUAUUGCAGCACGGAUUGAGUUGAACCAGACAGAACAGGCCAGAUACGAGGGGCAGUUGUUGGUCAGAGAUUUUGGCACCCACGUGCUGACCAGUGUGACCGCUGGUGCCGGACUUGUCAAGGACGACUUCGUCAAAUCUGAUUUCAUCAGCGCACACUCGGAGAAAAAAUCUGAUAUUUUAGCCUCGGCCUCAGCCUCGUUUCUUAACAUCUUCCAUUUUGGCUCCUCCAUUAGACCCUGGGGGGGUCCCAUGUACCAGGCCGAGGGUAUGGCCGUGGACGACUGGACCAAAGCCGUGGACAAGAACCUGGUGCCGAUGGACAGGUCCGGUGACCCGCUGUACUUCCUGGUCACUCAGCACACGCUGCCGGAGUUGCCGCUGACAACCGUGUCAGAGCUGGAGAAGAUCGUGCGUGAAUCGAUCGAACUGUACUACGAGAUGAACACAAUCCGGGGUUGUACAAAACUCGGAGCACCAAACUUCAGUUUCUCAGCGAACUUUGAUGACGGCUCCUGUAAUGCUCGCCCAACUAACGUAACUUUUGGAGGUGUGUUUCAGACUUGUGAGGUGUCUGGGCAGUUUUUGACCAAAAACCCUUGUGAUGGCCUCAAUCAAGUUAACCCUAAGACCAGCGGCUACUCAUGUCCCGCCUCCUACACAGCUGUUAGGCUGCAUUCCGCAGUUAAAACUGGUUCAUCUGAGAGCAGGAGGUCUUGCCACAGCUGUUGGCUGUUCUUUGAGUGCUGUCACACAGAUGAGUUUCAGGCCAAGGCUCUUUACAGCACAUACUGGUGCGCAGCUACUCAUGGUAAUGUCCCGGAUGCUGCUGGCUAUUUGUUUGGUGGACUUUACACGUCUACUCAAGAAAAUCUGGUCACCAACACAUUUGGAUGUCCUCCUAGAUUCUAUGCCAGGCAUAUGUUUUUUGACAUGAGCAUUUGCAUCAGUGAGGAUUUCGAACUUGCAUCCCCUAUGUCCGUACCCUUUGGUGGCUUUUUCAGUUGUGAAGUUGGCAACCCAUUGUCCUUGCCUGGAGUACGCCCAGUAGGAUCCAAGCUGAAGGCAGCAGCCCCACCCACCAACUCACUACAGGCCUUCAUGCAAGCUAACGAUGUGGCUAGCUCAUACCCAGUGCGAUGUCCUGAAGGGUACAGUCAGCAUCUGGCUACCAUUGAUGUGGGCUGUGCCAUCAAUUAUUGUGUGUUGACCGGCGCCCUCUCUGGACCAGCGUUGCCUCCCGUUAAAAGACCCCCAUUCAUGUCCAAGCCUUUGAUACCUCUGGAGGAUCCAAACAAUUUGGUCAUGUUUAACAUGGAGACUCAGACUUGGAUAAAGAAUGAAAAGGCAGUCAAACUACAGCAGAGUUUACAGUAUGCUGUAACUGACUCUCCUUCAAAGAGCAGUGACAAAAGUGGCAGGGGUGGUAUGGCCAAUGGCACGGUGGCUGGUAUCUCUGUGGGUGUGACUCUCGCCUGUGUCCUCGUCUCUACUCUCAUCUUUGUCGCGGUCAAGAAGAGGAGGUCGAGGAAAAACGAGACCUACCGCAGACUUACAAGCGAGACAACCUAUGGCUCAGUGGCUGAAGGCCCUGACAGUGUUCUUGUUAAUGAAUCUUGAAGCUGUGGCGCUAUGCUGAGCCUAACUUAAAGUCUAAAAUGUUGAAUUGUUUUAAGAAUAUAUUCAAAGAUCUAGUUUAUAGGUAAAAAGGUAGAAAUGUUUUUAAGAAAUCAAAAUUUAGGUUAUAGACAAAAAAAGUAGGAUUUUUUUAAGGAAUGAAAAUUUAAUUUAAAGAUUAAAACAUAGGAUUGUUUUUGAGAUUAUAAAGCUAGUUACAGAUUCAAACAUUUGUUUUUAAAGAUUUGAAGCAAUCUGUAGAUUUAAAAGCAUUUUUAUAAAGACUACAAUCAUAUUUUAAAGACAAAUUUAUUGAAAAUUAUUUUAUAGGUUUUAAAAGUAUUUUAUAAACUGAAAGAAUAUUGUUUUAAGAAUUUUAACCUAGUUAAAAUGUUUUAAAAAGUUACUUUAAUUGUUCUUAGCAUUAUGUAAAAAGACAAUAGUUAUUGUUUUUAAAAACAAUAUAGAGAAACAAAUGUUGAACUUAGUCAUAAAAAUUGAUUAUUUCAAAUUUAGAACUUUAAUAAAAUGUAAAAACAUUUUUUGUUCUUUAUAAAAUGAAAACCUUACUUAUAUUUUUUUUAAAUUGUAAAUAAUGUAACAUUUUAAAAUCAAUAUUUUAAAUGUGAAAAAGUUUUCAUGGAUUUUGGAGUUUUCAAAUAAUAGAUAACUUAGAUACUACACAUUCCAACUUUUGUCAAUAUUAAUGUCUUUCAAAAUUUCACAAAUAAAUAAUGGGAAAUUAAUUAACCAGUUCAUUUCAGGGUAAAUUACUUCUAUGUAACACAUUUUUAUAUAAUUAGCUAUUAUGGAGUGCAUUACAAAAAGACUGCCUUACUAUAGCUCAUGCUACUUUCUAACAACACACAUUUUUGUAUAUUAUUUUUUUACUUUUUUCAUCUUAACUAUUAUAAAGCUGUUUUACUUUUUCAAAAAAAAAAAAAAAAUUAAAUAAGCAUUACUUUACUUUAUACUUUUAUGUUUAUAUUACAUCAUAAGCUGAAAAAUAUAAAUUCGGAUAAUAUAAAUUAUUAAGUGUUGAAUAUAACCUUAAGCAUUUUUUGGACAUUUAAUGUAUUUUUUAUUGGGAAAAGAAAUUAAAAUGUAAGAUUUA